Messenger RNA from Alligator sinensis (Chinese alligator), 2522 nucleotides. RefSeq names its product RAS like proto-oncogene A (gene RALA). Bases 58 to 678 code for a protein of 206 amino acids. The record is from RefSeq and is a predicted model, not a curated record. The transcript has 5 exons. NCBI's taxonomy places the organism in Eukaryota, Metazoa, Chordata, Crocodylia, Alligatoridae. Gene Ontology annotation, biological process: regulation of exocytosis; Ras protein signal transduction. Gene Ontology annotation, molecular function: GTP binding; GTPase activity; GDP binding. Gene Ontology annotation, cellular component: plasma membrane.
GCGUUUCUCGCUGCAAAGAUAUUCAUUUUACUUCUGUGAAAUUCCUGCAAUCCAAAGAUGGCAGCAAAUAAGCCCAAAGGUCAGAAUUCCUUGGCUUUGCACAAAGUCAUCAUGGUGGGAAGUGGUGGUGUGGGAAAAUCUGCUUUAACGCUGCAGUUCAUGUAUGAUGAGUUUGUGGAAGACUACGAGCCUACUAAAGCAGACAGCUACAGGAAAAAGGUAGUUCUGGAUGGGGAAGAAGUCCAAAUAGAUAUAUUGGAUACGGCAGGGCAAGAGGAUUAUGCUGCAAUUAGAGACAACUACUUCCGAAGUGGAGAGGGAUUUCUUUGUGUCUUCUCUAUUACAGAACUGGAAUCUUUUGCGGCUACAGCAGAUUUCAGGGAGCAGAUUUUAAGAGUAAAAGAGGAUGAGAAUGUUCCCUUCCUGCUAGUUGGUAACAAAUCCGAUUUGGAAGAUAAAAGGCAAGUUUCUGUAGAGGAAGCAAAAAACAGAGCUGACCAAUGGAAUGUUAACUAUGUGGAAACCUCUGCCAAAACACGGGCUAAUGUUGACAAGGUAUUUUUCGACUUGAUGAGAGAAAUAAGAGCCAGAAAGAUGGAAGACAGCAAAGAGAAGAAUGGGAAGAAAAAAAGGAAAAGCCUAGCUAAGAGGAUCAGAGAAAGAUGCUGCAUUUUAUAAUUAAAAAUCCCAAAUUCCUUUCCUACCUUGACCAUACUAAAAAAAUACCAAACCCAUAAUUUAUAAGCAUGCCAUUGAAGGCUCAAAUGACUGAAAUUAUCCUAACAUGUUGGAAAUUGUAAUGUAUCACUAAAAGCAUGAAUUGGAACUGCACUGAAAGUCAAAUUCACUGAAAAAUUUAUGUGGCUUCCAGAGAAGCAGAGGUCAACCCAUUUCAUAAUUGCCUACAUGAUCACAUUUCUUCUGAAUGUAGUGUUUCAUAGGCAGUCUUAACUGUAAACAGAAAGAAGUAGUACUUUCUGAUUUCUUGUAAAGCAUAAAUUUUAUAUCAUUAAGAAUUGUCACUUCAUCUUGUCUUCUACUGCCUUGAAAAUUACAGUUGUAAACAUGAUACCUAACUAACUGGUAUGGAGUUUUCUUGCUGUGGAGAUAAGCAGACUAUAAAAGAGUGGUAUAUUUGCAUAACUUAUACUGGGAGUCAUUUAUACAUGGAUCUGCAUUACAUGAUCUAACUUAAAGUGGUAUAAUCUUGUAUAUGGAAACAUUUAAAUAUGCCUUAAUUUAAAAAAAAAAACCCACAUAGAAAUAGCAGGUUACAUAGUCAAGGGUAUAUUUUCAACUUGUUGCAUGGAGACAGUGUCCCUGUGCAUCAGUAGGAGAGUGUGCUCUAGUGUGAAGUGCAGUUAUCUGAACAAUCUCGCUAACUAGCUGUCAACUAGCAGUGUCUGCUUUUAAAAUGUGUGCCAUACUCUGGUCCUCUGAGUAAUCCAGAGCACAUUUUGUCACCUGUAAGUUAAUAAAUGAUAUGGUAUCUUAAAUUUGAAGGGUCAGAAUAGAUUUAAGUUGAAGUCCAUAAGUGGUAUGGCACAGGUAAGCCCAAAAUGGGCAUUUACCUCUUAUUGUGCUGAUGCCUUGAAACUACCCAUUUGCAAAUAGUCAAUGUCUGUAGGUGUUAAAAGCCCCUGGACUUGAGCAAAGUGGAGCUCGUUCCGUAGCACUAAUGUGUUUUGCAUUAAGGUGUGGUCUGGGAAAUCUGGUGUCAUCAGUUAAUUUCUUCCUUUGUGCUCCUAAUACUAAACUAUGGGAACAUGGUGUGUUAUGCUGAAGCUACUUGUAGGUUUUGUACUGUUUAGUCUAGUUUGUGUUGAUAAUGGGGAACAUUGUAGCUACUUUUUCUAGUUUAAUGUUGAUAUCAAACAUGCUUUGCAGUUCGGAAAUAUUUACUAUGUGCAUCUAAAAAUCCCAAAUGAAAUGUACUGCCUCAGCUGCUUCAGAGUGGAAAGAAUACUAGCACACUGUUAGUAUGCUGCAUCUUAACUAAAAAUAUGCCAGAAUCUUUGGAGGUUUUGGACUUAUUUUGGAGUAGGGAAGGCUAGCUCAAUUCCACAAACUAUAUUACUUUUUUUUAUACAUGUGUAAACCUAUAACUGACAGUUCAAAAUGUGUUCAAGCAAACUAGGAAACAAAUAUGUAAUUUACAUGCUAACUAAUAAUAGACAUUUUAGGGACUCAACUCUUCAGAAAUAACAUUUGUCAUGUUUAAAUAUUUAUCAAUAAGGAAUUUUGUAUGUACAUUUAGUAGACUACCAUGUGCAGAAUUAAAGUUACUCAUGUAACUACAGCCAAGUAAGCCAGUCUUCAUCUUCCUGUGUGCUCACUUUCAGUCUGGUUAACCAGGGAGUCUAACCACUAACAUUGUGACUUUAUUUUGAGAACUGUAUAUGGGAACUGAGGUGUUAUGAAGCCACUGGACACAGGGAACUUGUCAUGGCUGAUGCCUUACCCAAUUCUUUUUAUUUGCUAUUUGAGCCAUGGAAAGAAAAAUAAACUUCCAUUUUUUUAAA